This is a messenger RNA of Geodia barretti, 654 nucleotides long. The record is from the annotation of a GenBank genome assembly. NCBI's taxonomy places the organism in Eukaryota, Metazoa, Porifera, Demospongiae, Tetractinellida, Geodiidae.
AUGGCACUGCAAUGGGAGCAAGUCGCGGGACCAUUCAGCCGUUUGACCGAGGGCCCGGCCUGGGACGGCCAGCGGCUUCUGUUCACCUACAUUCCGGCCAGCCGUAUCAUGGCCUACGACCCGGAGACCGGCGAGUGCAGCAUUUACAGGGAGGACACGAACCACACCAACGGCCUGGCCUUCGACGCCGAUGGCCGCCUUUACGGUUGCUGCUCCGGCGGCCGCUCCAUCGUCCGCUUCGAGCCUGACGGCAGCACUACCACCAUAGUUGACCGGCUGGACGGCCAGCGCCUGAACACCCCCAACGACCUGGCCAUAGACCGGCGGGGGCGUAUCUGGUUCAGCAACCCCUGGAACGAGGGGAACAUCGACGCCAGCGAACAGCAAGAGAACAUGAACAGGGACAUCCUGCGGGCCGACCCCCAGCCCGACGGCAGCUAUACCUGCCAGCGGAUGACCUUCGAUACCACCGGCACCAACGGGUUGCUGGUGUCGCCCGACGAGCACAACCUGUACAUCAUCCAGACCGACCCCUCGCCCGACGGGGUGCGGGAAUUGCGCUCCUACCCCAUCAAUGGCGACGGUUCCCUGGGUCAGUACGUCGUGCUGCACCAGUUCGGCCGGGACCCACCGGGGGCUCCAGCGCGGCAUUGA